Molecule: messenger RNA, 1632 nt
Organism: Camellia sinensis
Lineage: Eukaryota; Viridiplantae; Streptophyta; Magnoliopsida; Ericales; Theaceae
Source: RefSeq, a predicted model, not a curated record
AUGGAUGAAAAUAAUUCUGAUGACAAUCAAGAGACAAAAAUGUGGACGCCCAGAAUUGAAACGAAAUUAAUAAAUAUGUUGAGAGAUGAGAUUAGAAACAAUCAAACAACGGGCCGUACUACUUCGUGGACAAUUAGGCAUUGGAAUCAUUAUGCAAAUCAGUUGCACAACAUGUAUGGAUUUCGGUAUACAGGAAAGCAAGUGUGCCAAAAAUAUCAACGAUUGAAAGUUGAUUACCAGACAUUUAAGCGACUCCAGGCAGAGACUGGUCUGGGAUGGGAUCCCAUUAUAGGCACUGUUGUUGCACCCGAUGAAUUUUGGGAUAAGGCUAGAAGAAAUAUGAAGAAGUUUAGGACAAAAGGAUUUGAAUAUUUUCAAGAAAUGGCAGAAAUUGCGGAAAAUUGUUGUGCAACAGGGGCGUUGUCUCGUGCAUCCACACAAGGAGCCCUUGACUUAGAAGAAGAAGAUGACAUGUUAAAUAAAUUUUGGAACCCUGAUGUUGAUGGGAGUAAUGCUGGUGGGAGUAAUGCUACUGAGGCCAUUCUUGUUGACUUAUUCGAGGAUGAGUACAUAGAUCCAGCAAAGGGCAAAAGUCACAAGAGGGGCCCUACAACCAGCCAGACUGACAGUGGUCGUUCCAAAAAGUCACGGUCAAGUGGGUUUGAUGAUGUAUGCAUAGCUUUCACAUCCUAUGUACAAGCAAAAACAGGACAUUCACGUGCACGAGAAAAUGAGACAGAGGCUGUAAGUGCAGGUGGUGAUGAUUAUUCCCUUGAUGCAUGUCAAGAUGCAUUGCUAGAGCUUGGAGACAUACCACCGUUGCAGUACGUUAGGGCACUGACACUGUUCAAGGAUAAGGAAUGGCGAAGACAAAACCAUAUGUCAUCCGACAGAGAAAACAAUACAAUGGAGAUCUCAUCAGAGGAUGAUGAGGAUUGUGUCGGUGCUAUCGAUGGCACAUUGGUGGAUGCAUGGGUCCCUACUCCAAGACAAAAUACAUUCCGCGGUCGGAAAGCAACAGUAUCGCAAAAUGUACUCGCAGCUUGCGACUUCGAUAUGUUGUUCACAUUUAUUAAGUCUGGAUGGGAAGGUAGUGCUCACGACAACGCUAUUUUGGUUGACUCUAUUACACGAGCUGAUCUACAGUUCCCACACCCACCCAAUGGCAAGUACUAUUUAGUUGAUGUUGGUUUCACGAACAUGCCUGGAUUUCUUGCUCCAUUUCGGUCUCAACGGUAUCACUUGCAAGAGUUUCGUGGUUGUCGUUAUGCAGGACCUAAGGAAUUGUUUAACCAUCGACAUUCGUCGUUACACAAUGUCAUAGAAAGAACAUUUGGUGUUCUGAAAAAGCGCUUCCCAAUAUUGCGGUCCAUGCCAAAUUACAAGUCUACAAGACAAAGGCCUCUCGUGAUUGCAUGUUGUGUAGUGCACAAUUGGAUCCGUUUGCAUGCAGCUAUGGAACUAUUCUUUAUGGAAGCUGAUAAUGAAAUGGCCGCAGAAGCAGAAGUAGACGGGCUUGCUGGAGACCAAGCUGAGUAUGUUGACAUGUCACAACAUGGGUUAACGUACCAAUCGAACGUUAGGGAUGAAAUUGCUACUGCUAUGUGGCAAAAUCAUGUUAGCGAUGGAUAG